AUGUCAUAUAAUCUCAAUAAGUUUACAGCAGAUGUAUCACGACUGUUCAAGCCAAGACCACCAUUAGAGUACAAAAAGCCAGUCGAUUAUCCGCUGGAAAAGCGUCAAACAUGUCCGCAUAUCUCAGGUGUUGCUGGUUUGCUAAGGGAUUCCUUGAAUGAUUACAUGGAGCGUUUCCCUGAAGGAUCAGAGAACGCUCACCUUCGAAAAUAUGAAGAGGCUGCUAAUCACAAGACCGAAGAGCGCCGGCAACUGGAUAAUGAAUUGCGUCGAUGGAACCCGCAUAACGAUCCCAAUAUGAAAGAUACUGAUCCCUAUCGAACGAUUUUUGUCGGUAGACUACCAUAUGAUACAUCAGAAGUCGAGCUACAGAAGAAGUUCAGUGAGUUCGGCGAAAUUGAAAAGGUCCGAGUUGUCAGAGAUAAGAUAAGCAACCAUUCUAAAGGCUAUGCGUUUGUGGUGUUCACCGAUCCUCAAAGUAGCAGAUCUGCCUGUAAAGAAUAUGGGUUGCAUAGAGGAAUCAAGAUCAAAGAGCGUACCUGUAUCGUAGAUAUCGAGAGAGGCCGAACCGUCAGGUACUUCAAACCUAGAAGGCUUGGCGGCGGAUUGGGCGGUCGAGGCUACACAAAAGCUGAGGAUAUGUCGAGAUUUUCUACUGGCCCUGCGACGAGGUUUGGCGAGCAACCUCAUAGAAGAUCGACCUACGAGACAAAAAGAUAUGGAACCAACUGGCCUUCCAGGCCUAGAUACACAGGCCCAAGCAGAUUUUCACAGUCUACACCUGUACCUCGCGCCUCAGCUCCUGUGACUUCAGAUUCUUCGGGCUAUCGAGGACCAUCCAUGACGAGUCCCGCCUUGCCAGUUAAGACAUCGUAUAGAUCGAGAAACGCAAGAGCUCACGAGACCAGGGGAACCAGCAAGAUCGAGGAGCCGGACUACUGA
Torulaspora globosa is the source of this 942-nucleotide messenger RNA. RefSeq names its product U1 snRNP complex subunit SNP1 (gene SNP1). Bases 1 to 942 code for a protein of 313 amino acids. The record is from RefSeq and is a predicted model, not a curated record. The transcript has a single exon. Gene Ontology annotation, biological process: mRNA splicing, via spliceosome. Gene Ontology annotation, cellular component: U2-type prespliceosome; U1 snRNP; precatalytic spliceosome. Lineage: Eukaryota; Fungi; Ascomycota; Saccharomycetes; Saccharomycetales; Saccharomycetaceae. Gene Ontology annotation, molecular function: mRNA binding; U1 snRNA binding.